Messenger RNA from Paramisgurnus dabryanus, 2094 nucleotides. RefSeq names its product PRELI domain containing 3A (gene prelid3a). The record is from RefSeq and is a predicted model, not a curated record. Gene Ontology annotation, cellular component: mitochondrial intermembrane space. NCBI's taxonomy places the organism in Eukaryota, Metazoa, Chordata, Actinopteri, Cypriniformes, Cobitidae.
GUCGAUGCCGUUAUCAGCUAACAGCAGGCAGGGUUUGUUGCAAUUGCAUUAGAUGAGGAGCAUCUUAAGCCGGUGUCAUUGGAGCGGAGCAUGAAAAUAUGAAUUUAUGAGAUCAGUUCAUCGUCGUAUGGAGCCAUACUGUUGCAGAAAUGAAGAUCUGGAGCACGGAACACAUAUUCAGCUACCCUUGGGAAACUGUAAUCAAAGCAGCUAUGAGGAAAUAUCCCAAUCCAAUGAAUCCUAGUGUGGUUGGAGUGGAUGUCCUCGAUAGAAAUAUGGAUACAAAUGGACGUCUACACAGUCAUCGGCUACUGAGCACAGAGUGGUGCCUUCCAGGGAUUGUCAGAACGAUUUUAGGGUCAAAUCGAACCCUCACAUAUGUAAAAGAACAUUCCAUCGUGGACCCAAAACAAAAGAAAAUGGAGCUUUGCUCAACAAAUAUAACCCUAACAAAUUUUAUAUCUGUUGAUGAAAGGCUCGUCUACACACCUCAUCCAGAAAAUUCAGAAAUUACUGUAUUAACCCAAGAGGCGAUUAUCACGGUUAAAGGCGUCAGCCUUAGCAGCUACUUGGAGGGGUUAAUGGCUUUAACCAUGUCAGCUAAUGCAAGGAAGGGAUGGGAUGCCAUUGAGUGGAUCAUUCAGAACUCUGAAAGAGAAAAUUUCCCCAUGUGUGACCUCUGUUGAACAGGGAUGACGUUUAAUCCAGCAUCUGUUUUUUGAGCCCACGAAUGAUGACCACAUGAUCUGGAAUAACAACAGCACAGCAGCUCUGAAACACCAUGACUUUACCUCAGCUUUUGUGGUGUUAAAGGCUGUCAAGGUAGUCAAAUGUGCUAUUUUAUGCACUUGCUGUGAAAAGGGGUUAAUAUCUCAUAAAAAUUGCACCAUUACAGAAAAAUUCUGUAUAGAGUUGAAAACGUUGAUACAAAAUAUGUAUUCACUGCACUGACUACCUCUAGUUCAGUUAUUUUCAUGUGAUAACAGAAGUCUCUGUAUCAACUGGAUUUUAAAUUAUAAUGAAAAAACUGAUACCAGAGUAUUAAAACUGCUAUUUAAUUGACUUUAAUAUGUUCUAAUAUGUAUCUGUAUAGUAUGAAUGAGAGGUCAACUUGUCUAAACAAUUUUGAUCGAUUUUAUUUAAGUUUGUUUCAGAAAUGUCAGAUUUGCAUGAAUAGGCUUUAAGUAUAAUUUAAAUACAUUUUAGCUAAAACUGAUAGAAUGUGUACUGUCAAUAGGUUUUGUAGUAAAUAUUUAUAUUAAAGUUUAUGCUGCAUCAUAAUUCCUUGUUAUGAGACAAAAACUUUACAUGUAACAAAAUUGCAUUAAUUUAUGUUCAAAUAAAUUGUCAAGGCCUUACAGAGCCCCCUUCUGUUGAGUGAGUGUAAGAACAAUUAUUGAAAAGAGUUGAAACUGCACCUUUUAAGAAGUUGUGCAUAAUGUGCAAUCUUGUAAGAGUAACAGUAUCUUCAUUUAGUGUAUGAUUAAAUAUUUGCUCCUUAAACGGCUAUUUUUGAAGAAUUUAAAAACGUAGCAUACUAUCCAUUUGGCACACGUCAAACCUGUACUAUACUAAACUGACUGCGAAAACAAUAAAUAUGUAUAUAAAAGGUUAGAUAACCAAUAUAAGAAUGUUUUGCUGUAAUUUGUUAAUAAUUUAGGGCAUUUUUAAGGCAUUUCCCAUGACAUUUAACCUCAAGGCCUGCCUGGUUAAUGACCGCUCUUUAUAACAAAUAUUAAUGAGAACCAAUUAUUUAUUCUACAUCCUUGCCCAAUUAUUUUUUACUUGACCUAAAGCAUACAUUUUUAUUUCAUAGAGUAUCUUUGACACAUUUAUUUUCCAAAUGUUGAAUUCAAGGUAAUAGUACUAUUUACUAUUGCAUUCAAUUUUAUUGUUUCAAAGAUAUUAAAUUGACUGAAAUGAUAACCAGUUUAACAGGAGUUUGCACUUUAUUUAAAAAUGAUUAAAAAAACGGGUCAGCAUCUUUUCCCUAAUGAUCUUACAUUAGACAAGCAGAACAAAACUUAACUGGGUUCGUAAUUGUCAGAUGCUUCAGAAAUGUGUGUUGUUAUUUAGACAUAAAGAUAGAUAAAU